GAUUGGUGGAUUUGACGCGGUGAACGCGGUCUGUGUUGUUUGGCGCCAUUUGCGGGAAAAGCACUAAGUUUAGUUUUAUACAAUAAACGGUUUGGGGUUCAGUUAAAAAUGUUUACUUCUGUUUUCUCACCAGUGUUUACACUUCAGUGAGCGUUUGUAUAGAGUUGUUGACACGCGUGUUGUGUGUGUUUGCUAACUCUAGCAUGUAAGUGGUUGUUAUAGAGGAAUAGUUAGCUAGUUAGCGAGCUAACCAAGUUAGCUAGUGGUUUGUUUAUGUUUAUGUUUAUUAGACAUUAGACACAGUUUUGCUGAUAUGGCACUGUGUUAAUUAGACUUUCAGAGACGUGGACAAUGUAUUAUCCUGCCUUCACUUUACUAUAAACCAGAUCUCUUUGAAAUGGCUGGACUUGUUGCCAUGUCAGCUGGUCUUGAGGAUUUUGAGGCUACCCAGCCGUGCAAGAAGUCGAGGAAAGAUGAGGAGCCGCCACCAUCGACACCAAAGACCAUCACAAACUACUUCUUGCCCUUACCCAAGACUGUGGACAAGCCUUUCUCGCCGCCCCGAUCAAACAACAUCAUGGACUACUUUCGGAAACCAUCAACCGCUCAGGAUAAGACUACCUCUUCAAUCCAAGAGAGCAGUCCACUUCAAUCCAAAGAGAUUCAGACAUCUUCAUGUGAAGAAGUUUCUCCUAAGGUGAGCAGAGCUCUGAGGCAAAAACGGACCAGGAAAGUCAAGGAAAAACAGAAGGAGUUACAGGAAGAUGAAGAUGAGGAACAGGACAUGCUCGCUGAUAACUGUAUAUUAGAAAGCCCAGAGGAAUCAUUGAUAAAUAAAGGAGGAAGUUGGUCUUUGCAAGUAAACAAUGCAAACUGCAUAGAUGAAGAACCUUUAAAAAGCAAGAAUGUCACAGAUACCAGCUCAGACGAGAGAAAAGCGAAGGAUACGGUGCAAAAUCCGAAACGUAAAAAUUUAGCUUCCCAGACCGACGAUAAUUCUGUCGAUGAAAAUGCGUCGGCUCAAGAAGGCAAGUGUAGAAUUAAAAAGUCUGUGGUGAGGAGAAACAGAAAAGCUAACGUCAGCCAGAGUGAACCAUGCAACACAGAGCAGGAUCAAUCUCUACAUGAUGCCAGUAUGGAGGUCAAUGUCGAUGAAACGUCAGUGUUGAGUUGCAGCACCGUUACUGUGUCCUUUGAAGAAUUUUUACAGAGCCAGAUGCGAAACGAGCACGAGGUCGCUGCUGACUUCAAGUCGGACACUUGUGCUGCAGAAAAAUCUGAAGCGAAGUCUUGCACGGAUGCAAGUGAUCCAGUAGCUGCCGCCACGUCACCAAGAAUGCUUACCGUCCAAGCUGAAGUGCAUCCAAUCUCUCCCGAUCUCGAGUUGAUCAAGGGCCCUCAGUUAAAAGUGGCUUCAAUUUUCACUAGAAGUAAAAAGGACAGCCAGAUACAGGAUGGCAAAAAGCCAUCCUCUGAUAACCCACAGGUAAACACUGACAUUCUGCCGGGCCUUAAGAGGAAAUCUAACGUAGUACUUCAUGAAGAAGAUUUGGAGCUUGCUGUGGUUGAAUCCAGCUCCACUCCUAAAUGCACCCAAGAAGAAAGGAAACAGUUUAUGAAUGCUUUCAAGCAGCCUGGUCUGGAUGGAUCUAAAGGUAAACCCAGCAAGGGCCUGAGCAAAUCGAAGCCAACUAAAGAAAACGCCUCGGAGAUGAUGGAACCUGAAACGAAAGCAGAUGAGACUGAAUCAGACCCGACCACGUUAGAACAGAGUACAGAGCAACAAAAGGCUAAGGGUUCUGGGAAGAAAAGAGGUAGGAAGUCCGUGAAGAAAAAACAGACAGACCAAUCUGAAGAAGUACCGGUUACUCCAAAGCAAGACAAACCUCUGAUGUCAGUCGAGGUAGGAAAAAAAAAAGGUGAUGACAGUGAUAUGGUGGUUGAUGACAGUGACAAGCAAUGUGUCAAAGAGCUUAGGAGGUCUACCAGAGAUCAGACACGUAGACAGGCAGCUUCAGCGCCUGAAAGAAAUCCCUCUCCUCGCAAGACAAGAAGCCGUGAGAAGCCAGAAACAUCUGCAGCCUGCCACCAGGAUGACAUAGUUCAAGUUUCCACGCCGAAAUCUCACAGGCCCAAAAAGAAUGUUUACAGAGCAGAGAUGCUCUCUCCAUUCGACAAACGAGAAAGCCCCAUCAGAAUAAGAUUCACCAGAGUGUUCCCUUCUUCUGACACCAAAACUGGAGAUUCUGAAACACUGGAAUCCAAUUCAUUGAAAAAAAGGAAACGGGCCAAAAAGUUGGUGCAGAAAGCCAAAGCACUGCAGAAAAGUAAACGGUCUGCUGCUAGGGAGAAGCCCGCUGUGCGACGCUCCUCCAGGAGCAAAGAACCGAUACAAAUAAAUUAUUGUGAGGAUGAGGAUUCUGUUGUGUUUUUGGAAGACGUACAAAGCAGCCCAGCAUCUGCGACUCAAAAAAGUGGCAACAGUCAGAAAAAACUUCGCAGUCUAAAUGAUGUUUUAGGCAAAAAUACAUCUCUAAGUAAGGCGUUAAAGAAUGCUCCAGCUUCUAAACUUGGCCCAAUGCUUGUGGAUGGAAAAGCCCUGAGACCUUCAGCUAUCAUUUCUAUACUUGAUGACAGCAGUCGUGAGGGUUCAGAAAACUCUCAAGAUGAUGAGCAGUUCCGGGCAAAGAGGGAGUUUCUGAAAAGUGGCCUACCCGAGUCUUUUAAAAAGCAGAUUGCUAAGACGGCAUCUAACAGAGAGGCGUACAUACAAGCCUGUACUUCAUUCCAGCCUGUGGUUCACGUGCAGCAAAGACCCAUGGAUUGCUCUAUGUGGACUCUUCCCUGGCCUGAAAAUCCUUUCUUGAGCUGCCUGAAGGAGUUUUAUAAUACCACAUCCAUCCCACUUGUGUCAUUGGAGGAUCAUGCAAGCAACUUCAAUGUUCCUGCUCAGAGAACCUGCAGAAUAGAGGUCUCUGGAAGGCGAGAAAAUUUUACGGAGCCUGUGAGAGAGCGAUUGUUGGAAGAAAUCAGCACAUCCAAUCCCUCUUUCCCUGCCCAGAGAUUUUUUACACGAUUCCUAAAGAGACACAAUGAAUAUGUACAGGCUGCUUUUGCCGGACCUGAGGGUGGGUCUAAAGCAGCUCCUGCUGCGGGAUUGACCGACUCCGUUGGAGGGAAGCGUAAGCGUGUAGAUGAAGGAGACCGAGCAGGCAGGCUGCCCAAGAAACAGAAGUCUGUUCAUAAGGAGGAGGAGACCAUAGUUAUAUCGGACAACCCAAGUGAUGGAACACCAGAGACAACUGAAUCUGUGGCCCGUCGCUGUGGCAGGACGAGACGAUCGCUGAGGAACAAGCAGGUUACAGAGGAUGAGCCCAAACCCACAGAGGACAAGACGCAGUGUGACACUAUAAUUAUACUUGACUCUCCAACUUCAGAAUCAUGUUCCAAAGAUUGUGGUACCGAGGAUGUGCCCUGGACCGAGAAGUACCAGCCACAGCAAUCUAGUGACAUCAUUGGAAACACAGCCUCUGUUAGGAAGUUGCACAGUUGGUUGAAGGAAUGGAAACUCCGGGCCGACCGUGAAGAAAGAACAAAGCAGCAGGAGAAAAAGCACAAGGACGACAGUAACGACUCCUGGUUAAGUGGUGACAGUAGCGAGAGGAUGGAGGAUCCAGAGGACAUGCUUUGUAACACAGUGCUUAUCACAGGCCCCACUGGAGUAGGCAAAACCGCUGCCGUUUAUGCCUGCGCUCAGGAACUCGGCUUCAAGGUGUUUGAAGUAAAUUGUUCUUCUCAGCGUAGUGGACGUCAGAUCUUGUCUCAGUUGAAAGAGGCCACGCAGUCUCAUCAAGUGGACAUCCAUGGGGUUAAUGCCCAUAAGCCUACUUACUUCAACAGUUACAGCUGCGGCAGUCUUUCAACUAAACCUUGCUCUUCUCCUCGGAAGGUGAACUCUCCUAGACGAGUUGUGUCCUCACCCAGGAAACCACCGCAGUCGCCUCGAGGUGCUGCAUCGAGGAAAGGAACCUUGGCACCAAAAUCACUGGCCAAUUUCUUCAAAAUGGGUGGAAGGCCUACAGCCAAAGGUGACGUUAAGGAAGAAAAAAAGGCUCAAAAGAGUUGUCCCAAAACAUCUGGUAAAGCCACUCAAGCUGAGUGCAAGAGUCAAGAGACUAAAGCCUCCUCCGAUGAGCAGAGUAAGAAAACAGCAACGUCUCUCAUCUUGUUUGAAGAAGUUGAUGUCAUAUUUGAUGACGAUUCUGGAUUCCUGGCUGCAGUUAAAACCUUUAUGACGACCACCAAAAGACCCGUCAUCUUAACAACCAGCGAUCCUACAUUCAGUGCAGUGUUUGAUGGAUACUUUGACGAAAUCCAUUUCAAAGCUCCUUCCUUGGUGGAUGUGACGAGUUACCUGCAGCUGCUGUGUCUCGUGGAAAAUGUGAGGACAGACAUGCAGGACCUGUCAUGUUUAUUGCAUUGGAACAGAUGUGACAUCCGACAGAGCCUCCUGCACCUGCAGUUCUGGACCCGCAGUGGAGGAGGACGGCAGGUGCCACGUCCCUUCUUGCGUACAGAAACAUCUGAUGGUGAGAUCAAAAACGAUGCUGCUAAAGUGGAAACAGUUGCCAACGCUGACAUGCUACCUCCGGCCAACGUACCGCCUUGUCAUAUAGGAUGCACAGAGUCUUUAUUAGGCCUUCUAAACACCCAGCAAGAAAAAGGAGUAGACGAUUUGUUAAAGGGUGAAUCUUCAGAUGUAGACAGAAUCAGCUGGUUCGAUCUUCUCACAGAAGCUGAAAGGAGAGGUGUGAAUUUGCUUUACUCAAACCUGGAAGUGCUGCUCCCGCUACCCAUUCGUCCGUUGACAGACCCUGUCAGCAGACAACGAUUGCCAUCGAACACGGAACCACAAACCGGACCUUUGGCUAGAUACAACAUAGUAGAAGAGGAAGAGCAUUCUGAUGACUCACAACCUCUCAAAGUCUCAAGUAGAAUGAAGCGGAAAAAGCAGCUGAACGUUGACUAUAAAUGUGCUUUUCAGUCAGACUCCGAUUCAGAGGAUAGCUUUCUGUCCCUGCCUAAGCCCAGUUCUGACACAAAACCAGCACAGGAUGAGGCUCCUAAGGAUCCACCACCAGCAUCCAAAGCUGUGAGGGUGAAAGUUGAGUUGUCUGAUACUGAAAGGAAAAAGAGUCGGUCCGUGUCUCAGUGCCUGAGCUCCUUAGCUGAGUAUUUGGAUCACAUGUCAUUCCUGGACUCGUCUCUGCACCUCAAACCUCCUCAAUCAGAAGGGGCAUGCAGACCACAGGACUUCACCGGGACAGGAGCGGAGAUCAAAUGUGGAAUGACUGAUGAUGUUCGCCUGGAGUGUAAAGCUCAUAUGAAUGGUUUUGACUCCAAAGAAAUCCAGGCUGUGUUAGGGAGUCUGAGUUUUUCAAAGUGUAAGGCGAGGAUCUCUGAAGCCUGGAAUAAAGUCCAGGAGUUGGAGGAGCCCACGAGGUCAGAGACUGUGGAAGAGCUCACCCUUCCUGUGGCAUCACACAGACAGAGAUUUGGGCUCUCUUAUGGCAAACUACUUGAACCCAGGGUGAUGGAUAUGAGGAGGGAAGUGAUGAAUACAGUCCUCACCAGCCGAUCACUCAGCACACAGGGGAACAAAUUGGCAGCAACCACGGACUACCUGCCCUCUCUGCGCACCAUUUGUAGAUCAGAAAGACUGAAGGAGCAGGGCAAGGUCAAACGCAGGUUCAUGCACUACCUUGAUAGCAUUCACCUUGAACUAUCUAAAAGCACUCUUCAGCACCUGGCCUCAGGUUUUCCUUGAUGAACCGUUCAAUGGCACCGUGGUGAAGCAGCUUACUUUUGGCAGCUGGAUUAUAUGCAUUUGUACAGUAACAUUAUAUGCCAUUUAAGCAGGUGAGGUGCUAUGUUUUGGGUUUGUUUUUUUUUUUUAAUCUGUGUGGAGUUUCAUGUGUUGUACUUUUAUCAUGUAUGUUUUAUGAAGUAAUAAAUUUGUACUUACAAUUUGUCAGAAAACACAUUUCAGCCUAAAAAUGUAUAUAUGACUGAAAAAACGAGACCUCUGUGGGCUGCUCUAGUUAUUCAGCGCCUUUCACUAACCUCAAGGUUUUAUAUUGGGCACUAAAAUUCAAAUCACUAUUUUUCAGUUUUUCUCCAUCCGAAUUAACAUCCUUUGGUUAGUAUUAAUAUUUACGACUAUGACUUUAUUUAAUGUCUCAGUGAAAUCAAAGAAUAAAUGUGUAUAUUUUUACAACCAAA
Tachysurus vachellii is the source of this 6282-nucleotide messenger RNA. It is a transcript of the gene atad5a, whose product is annotated as ATPase family AAA domain containing 5a. Gene Ontology annotation, cellular component: nucleus. Lineage: Eukaryota; Metazoa; Chordata; Actinopteri; Siluriformes; Bagridae. Bases 398 to 5827 code for a protein of 1809 amino acids. Gene Ontology annotation, molecular function: DNA clamp unloader activity; ATP hydrolysis activity; DNA binding. The transcript is spliced from 23 exons. The record is from RefSeq and is a predicted model, not a curated record.